Messenger RNA from Orycteropus afer afer, 1698 nucleotides. RefSeq names its product vitrin (gene VIT). The record is from RefSeq and is a predicted model, not a curated record. NCBI's taxonomy places the organism in Eukaryota, Metazoa, Chordata, Mammalia, Tubulidentata, Orycteropodidae. The transcript has 10 exons. Gene Ontology annotation, cellular component: interstitial matrix. Bases 1 to 1698 code for a protein of 565 amino acids. Gene Ontology annotation, biological process: extracellular matrix organization; positive regulation of cell-substrate adhesion.
AUGAUGGAUGGCCACUCUGUACCUCAGAUCAACUGUGAUGUCAAAGCUGGAAAGAUCAUCAAUCCUGAGUUCAUGGUGAAAUGUCCAGCGGGAUGCCAAGACACUAAAUAUCACGUGUAUGGCACUGAUGUGUAUGCAUCCUACUCCAGCGUGUGUGGUGCUGCGGUCCACAGUGGUGUGCUUGACAAUUCAGGAGGGAAAAUACUUGUUCGGAAAGUUGCUGGACAGUCUGGUUAUAAAGGCAGUUAUUCCAACGGUGUCCAAUCUUUGUCCCUCCCACGAUGGAGAGAGUCCUUCAUCAUCUCAGAAGGUAAACCCAAAAAGGGUGUGACCUACCCAUCGGCUCUUACAUAUUCAUCAUCUAAAAGCCCAGCUGCUGAAUCAGGUGAAACAACAAAAACCUAUCAGAAACCAUCAAUUCCAGAAACAACCACACAGCCAGUCAUCUUGACUCAGGUACCAACAACAACUACAGCCAAGGCCACCCACACCACGUUGCCAAAGCCAUCCCCUUAUGCAACCUCCACCACAAGCAGUCCCAGACCACGGCCUGUGGGCCACAGGAGCUGGGAACCAGGUCAGUGGUCACCAAAAGUUUUACUGCUCUUUCUAGGAUUUGUUUCAAAAGAGGAAUUAAGCACUCAGUCUUUGGAGCCAGUAUCUCAGGGAGAGCCAAACAGCCCUGCUACUCAGUUUAAUCUCAAGACUCACAUGAAUUCCAGAGAUGUGAAAGCAGCCAUAGAGAGCAUUACCCCAAGAGGAGGGCUUUCUAAUGUAGGCCGGGCCCUCUCCUUUGUGACCAAGAAUUUCUUUUCAAAAGCCAAUGGAAACCGGCAUGGUGCUCCCAACGUGGCUGUGGUAAUUGUGGAUGGCUGGCCCACAGACAAGGUGGAGGAGGCUGCAAGACUUGCAAGAGAGUCAGGAAUCAACAUUUUCUUCAUCACCAUUGAAGGUGCUGUUGAAAACGAGAAGCAGUAUGUGAUAGAACCUAACUUUGCAAACAAGGCUGUGUGCAGAACAAAUGGUUUUUACUCCCUUAAAGUGCAGAGCUGGUUCAGCCUCCACAAGACCGUGCAGCCCCUGGUGAAGCGGGUCUGUGACUCCGACCGCCUGGCCUGCAGCAAGACCUGCUUCAACUCGGCCGACAUCGGCUUCGUCAUCGAUGGCUCCAGCAGUGUAGGCACCAGCAACUUCCGCACAGUCCUCCAGUUUGUGGCCAACCUAACCAAAGAGUUCGAGAUUUCCGAAACGGACACACGAAUCGGGGCCGUGCAGUACACCUACGAGCAGCGGCUGGAGUUUGGGUUCGACCAGUACAACAGCAAGUCUGACAUCCUGAACGCCAUCAAGAGGGUAGGGUACUGGAGCGGAGGGACCAGCACGGGGGCAGCCAUCAACUAUGCCCUGGAGCAGCUCUUCCAGAAGUCUAAGCCCAACAAAAGGAAGCUAAUGAUCCUCAUCACCGAUGGGAGGUCCUAUGAUGACGUCCGAAUACCAGCCAUGGCUGCCCAUCAGAAGGGAGUGAUCACCUAUGCAAUAGGUGUUGCUUGGGCAGCACAGGACGAGCUGGAAGUCAUCGCCACUCACCCUGCCAGGGACCACUCCUUCUUUGUGGACGAGUUCGACAACCUCUACAAACCUGUCCCCAGGAUCAUCCAGAACAUUUGUACCGAGUUCAAUUCCCAGCCACGAAACUGA